Messenger RNA from Nezara viridula (southern green stink bug), 291 nucleotides. The record is from the annotation of a GenBank genome assembly. Lineage: Eukaryota; Metazoa; Arthropoda; Insecta; Hemiptera; Pentatomidae.
AUGCUCCUUGUACCUUCACUCAUUUCCCCCACUUUGACUACUGCUUUGUGUAUUCGAGGACAGAUUGAAGCGAACCAUGCAUUGCUCCCUAUGAUUUGUCUUCUGUACAUGGAGGAGGCAUUGCGUGCCCCACUUCUACGACGAGUAAAAGCGGAUCUUCACCUCCUCCCCGCUCCUAUCGGAUGGUUACUAAUUACAGGGCCCCGGGGUAUUCACUUCGACUCCUGGACAUCGGGAGGCCAUGCACCGCCGAUGGUCGCCUGGGACAAGAACCAGGAUGUACCGCAAUAA